CGGCGUCGUACAGACUUGGCAGCAAAACACCGAAACAUCUCACUCCAUCUGCAGAUCUUUAGCUUACAGCUCUUUGCAUCCACUUCACCCCCCAGCUCGAACCAAGUGAAACAUGGCCAACUACCCAUUGUCUAAAACAUGUCCUCGCCCUCCACAACAAGUGUUGUUUGGUACGUAGUAAGAGCGGGAAAGCGGCGGGAAAGCGGCCAAGGGCAUUUCGUAUAUCCCAACUUUUGAUUAUAGUUCAAUAUCAAUCACAUGGGUGAAUUUAUUAUGAUCAAUCAAUGUUUGACGAGGACUUCGAUCAUUGCCCGAUUCUAAGCCGCGGGUGUCUCUUAACAGAUAUUACUCUCCCACGCGAUCCUUCGUACGCCUACUUUCUCGCUUCAUCAUCCAUUCACCCAGUCAUCCCGCGGUAAGACAGUUCACCUUCCCCCCUCUUUAAUCGGGGCUGAAACUAGAUCCUUCUUAACUUUCCUUUUCGUCAUCAUCACUUUCUCUUGCUGCUUUAUCCUGUCUGCCAGUCUGCCAGUCUACCAGUCUGCUUGAAGCUCUUGAAGUCAGCUCAUCCCUCAUUCACCCUCGGUCUACUGAACUACUUUAAGCUCUCCCGACAACAGAUGAUAGCCAAUUUCCACCCCCUUAAGAGGGAGUCUAUACGACAAGUCCCCUAGAUACGUCGACUCCCGCAAUGGCCUUAACUAUAAAAAACCUCAACUCCGAUGCCUCCUUUCUCCUAUCCUUCGAGCCUAUCAUCCCCGAAUUCGCACAGCAUAUUGUAACGCCGAAGCCGUUUACACUUCUCCUGGACCCUUGGAUAACAGGACCUUCCAAGAUAUUUCACUCUAAGAUCUCGAUUACGACUCACAUACACCCAGCAUGCAUAUCCUCGCUCUCGGAGCUCCCGUCCCCGCCGGAUCUUGUUAUCAUAACUCAACAUAAGAGCGACCAUUGCAAUGAAGCUACGCUCCGGCAACUGCCAGCAAGUGGAACAAACACAAUCAUACUCGCCGAACCAGCGGCAGCACGCUUGAUCAAGAGUUGGAAGUACUUCGACCAGAAGAAGAUUCGAACGAUAGAGCGAUGGGAAGACCCGAGGUUGACAGGAAAGCAAUCUGUAGUGCGAAUUCCCGUCCCGCCUGUGACGCCCGGAGGUCAAGGGGGUGAAGUCACCGUCGCCUUCAUACCGCAGAAACGCGACCUAGCUGGUUUACAUGGCGCAAUUGGUAUAACGUAUCGACCUCCACCAACACAUCACUUACAACUCGGUAUCCCUACCAUAUCGAAACCGCCCUCGCCGCCUGCUACCCCUAAUACGCCUACUAUGCAGGAUUCGGACAUGUUACUCGCGAAUAAUUCAUCUACCCCUAAUCCUUUCCUCCUCCCGCCCUCUCCACCAGUAUCACCACACUCCCUGCGCUCUGUCCAGUCCGCGUCAACCUUACUCCCCUCUCCGGCGCACUCACGCUUAAGCACUUCUUUCCCACGAUCCGUUUCCCAGAGCCACAUUCGCCCCGCCACCUCCAUCGGUAUGAUCCGUCCAAUAUCAGUCCUUUUUUCGCCUCACGGUAUCUCAUACGACUACAUCGCACCUUACGUUACAUCACAUCUCGUAGCCGAAGCAGCGCUCCCACUAACGGCCCUCCUGCACUGUAUGGACAGCGUCACAAAUCCAUGGUGGCUCGGCGGCAAUAUCAGCGCGGGAGUACCUACAGGCGCUGAGAUCGCGACACGGCUGGGCGCGCGCAUCUGGCUUAGCGCGCACGAUGGGGAAAAGGACGUCCGGGGCCUCGCUACGGCGAUGCUGAAGACGAAACGGUGGAGGCGCGAGGAAGUUGAAGGCGCCUUAGACACGCGCGAAGAAGGGAAACCUGGCAAGGAGAAACCAGGUCAUGCACGAAAGGGCAGUAGCAGUAGCAUCGGCGGCGUCACCACAGAAAUCAUGCGCCUCGGCAGCGGCGACGAAAUCGUCGUCUCCGGAAGCGGUAUGUUAUGGUGUUCUCCGGAGAAUACGGACGACCAAUGGGCCAUCAGGGACGCGAAGGCCCGUCAAAACGUCAAGGUGAAAAGCCAAUACAGCUUGAGACCAAUGCACGCUCGUGGCGAGAAGAUAUCUAAUGGCCUGAAGACAAAGAAGUCAUUGAGAGGAGGCUUUUCGAGAUUUAGGUCCGUGGUUACUCCUAUUUGAAGAAGUGACUAGGUUACAGGCUCGUUCGUUCGUUCGUUCAGGGUAAGGUAAUCGUUUGUUAUUAGGACGAUAUUUCUUAUGUUUAGGCACAUUAGCUUGUUGGGUUCUGGCGUGUUUCGGGAGAAGGAUUUUUACAUGAUACCAAGGGCAGACAAAAUUAGUCUUUAUGGACUUGUCAUUUUUAGUGAACCAUUCAGGCAUAUCAUUUUUUUGGAAUAGGGUUUCUCAUUUUUUAAGGUUAGGGAAAGGCAUGGAGACAAGAAGUCAACGGCGUUACUAUUCGAAGCCCGAAACUUCCUAUGGAUAUCCGGGAACAGGAUAGAGAUAUUUACCAUCGGUAUUAUACCAACGUGAUCACAUUAGAUCAUCGCAAAAUUUGAGGCUUAAUUUCUUUUGU
This is a messenger RNA of Daldinia vernicosa, 2585 nucleotides long. RefSeq lists its product as uncharacterized. The transcript has a single exon. NCBI's taxonomy places the organism in Eukaryota, Fungi, Ascomycota, Sordariomycetes, Xylariales, Hypoxylaceae. The record is from RefSeq and is a predicted model, not a curated record. Bases 692 to 2188 code for a protein of 498 amino acids.